Ctenopharyngodon idella (grass carp) is the source of this 2932-nucleotide messenger RNA. Its product is annotated as transcription factor Sp5. The transcript has 2 exons. Gene Ontology annotation, molecular function: RNA polymerase II cis-regulatory region sequence-specific DNA binding; DNA-binding transcription factor activity, RNA polymerase II-specific. NCBI's taxonomy places the organism in Eukaryota, Metazoa, Chordata, Actinopteri, Cypriniformes, Xenocyprididae. Gene Ontology annotation, biological process: regulation of transcription by RNA polymerase II. Bases 1332 to 2324 code for a protein of 330 amino acids. The record is from RefSeq and is a predicted model, not a curated record.
AUCAUACCACACACACACUAACCUCCAGCCCACAGUUCAUGACCCAGGGCUAAACUACUCAGCGAUUCUGCGGCAGAACUCUGGCUUUUAAACACAAAACCAGGCUUCACCUCAAAGGUUCACUAGGGAAACAGGAGAGAACUAUCACAUUACUGGGGGAAACUUUUAAAUUAAAGAGACCCAAGUUGGAGGGCCUUCAUGUAGGCCUGAGAGAACAAUGGCUGCUUUCUGUCUUCUUGAAACUUCAAAGCUCUGUGCGGUUAAACGAACAGAGUUCUGCUUUGUUGUGGAAAGCCACAGAUGUUGCUCUAGUUCUAGACACCCUUGUAAGCACUUCAAGAGGUAUUCAAUAGCCUCAGCCUCCCACACGCUGCCUCUUAACCGUGUCCUUCGCUCUCACUCCGUCAUAGUGAAUGGAUCGGCAGGUUUCCAUGCUGUUCUUUUUAAAAUCCUUCCUUGUAAUAUCAUUAAACUUUAAACAUCUUAUGAAAUGUUAAAUUCAAAUUUUCACAAAAAUACAAUUAACAAUUGAAUAAAGCCUAUAUACAUAAUAUAAAACUUUAAAGUUUUGUGUUCAAUGUGUUUUAUAUUUGUUUUAUAUGUUUGACAAGGCAAAAGUGAAUUCAAAUCUUGGAUUGUUCUAGAAAAACAGUUCUAGAAGGUUUUAGGAGGUGCUACUUACUUAUAAGCAGUAGCCUUUGUUAUAUGGUUGUUCCAAUUUUUUUAUCUGGCGUGACCUUUUUUUUUAAACGUAGAGGAAUUUGGGUGUUUAAGCAAAAGUUCAUCGAUUUAUGAUACAGGAAAUCUUUUAUUUGAGUUAUAACCCUAUUGUGCAACUUUUCCAAUUUUGCUACAGUGGGGUAACUUUAUCCAACUAAUAUGCAGUACCCAAAGAAAAUAAUUAUACAUUUCUAUACAUAAGCCACAAUUACUGUAUGUUUUUAGUGGCAUAUACCCUAUCUUUUUAUUAUUUCUUUGAUCCAUUCACUUAAUCCAGAUUAAUUAAUUGCACCUCCUUCAACGCUCCCCAUCUCACCCUCCAAAUAAUCAAUUCUUUUAUUAUCCAAAGCAGCAAACACUCAAAGGAUUUGAGCUCUUUCGUUAUUCUUUGAUGAUUGGGCAGCGGUAAUCUUCAAAGGCAAAACUCUUCAUUCUGACUGGCUGGAGUUGUGAUCAAACUCAAUGAAAUGAUGCCAGUGUGUUCACUUUGCUACAAGAUUAUCCCGUGAGUUGUUGCGCGGCAUUAAAGAGGCGCACCGGUGCGCAAACACAGUUAUAAGGAUUCUAUAUCGAGAAGUCUUCAUUGGUGUGGCAUAACUGCGGUUGCCAUAAUGCGCAAUGACCCACUGCAAGCUUUCCUUCAGGAUCGGACUCCAAACUCCACCCCAGAAUCCAUCAAAGGAUCCCCCUUGAUGUUACUCGAAGACACCUGUAAUCGCAUUGGCCAUUCCCGUGCAUCCGGAUCCAUGGAGCACCAGCAGCACGUCCCAUAUGAAGGUUCCCCACCUAAGCUCUUCCAUCCCUGGAGAAGUGAUGGUUCCACACAUGCAACUUUUUCCUCUGAUUGUGGCGUGAGGCUGGCGCAGCACAUCCAGACCUCGUUAAAUCCACACCACGAAAUGCCACUGACACCUCCGGCGGAGCACUAUGACUUCUCACCCCUGAAGAUGUUGCCUUGUCCAUCAGCAUGCUCCUCCUCAUACGCUUCUCUUCCCACGUCCAUUUCAACUUACGUACCCACGCACAGUGGACUUGUGCAUCAUCCGCAGAGACAUUUGGCACGGGAGGAUAUACAAUGGUGGACCCUACAAGACGCCGGCGCUGCCAAUCACUCCUCAACACAUCAUUUUCAGAUCCCCCGCGGGUGGGUUCUGGGUCACCCAGAGUUCGGCCAGUAUCAGUCCCAAAUCGCCACCCUGCUGCACUCCAAGUCGAGGAAAUGCCGGAGAUGCAUGUGCCCCAACUGCCAGAAGACCACCGACGCGCCGGGAAAGAGAAAGCAGCACGUGUGCCACAUGCCGGGCUGCGGGAAGGUGUAUGGCAAGACGUCGCACCUGAAGGCGCAUCUGAGGUGGCACGCAGGCGAACGCCCGUUCGUUUGCAGCUGGAUGUUCUGCGGGAAGAGCUUCACGCGCUCUGACGAGCUCCAGAGGCACCUGCGCACGCACACCGGUGAAAAGCGCUUCACGUGCCCGGACUGCUCCAAACGCUUCAUGCGCAGUGACCAUCUCGCCAAACACCUGAAGACGCACCUGAUGAGGAAGAACAGACCACUAUAUCCCAUGCUGGAUCACAUGAACAAAACUUUUGAACAUAAGUCUUAGACUGUCUACUUUUUGUGAGCACUUCAUGAAGUUUGGGAGAGUGGAGCUUGUUGUCACAACUGCUAUACUAUUUCAGUAAAUAUACAAUUUUGGGGCUAAAGUUACACCAAGGUUUAUUUUUUUUAGCAGUGUUUUUAAUUCAAGUUGAAUUCAAACACAGAUCGGGGAAAGUUGUCACAUUUGUGUUUAAAUGUUACAAUACAAUAAAUACAAUACAAUAAAUAUUUACUAAUUUAUUAAUUACAAAAUUUGAUGGCUAAAACAGUAAGUUGAUGUAUGUUACCCCCUUGAUGUAUGUUACCUUGUACAUUUCUGCUGUUUCAUCAAUUGUUUCAGAAUUGUUUAAAUAUAGCAGAAAAGCAUGGCAGGAUCCACUGAGACAUCUUACCCCAUAUAGUGUGACAACAUGCUCAAAACAUGUCAGGACUUUAAGGUAAUUGUCUAUACAGACCCUAAGAAAUAUUAAAGUAAUGUGUGGAAACUAGCGAAAGUUUCCCCUAUGCAAUGUGAUGUCAUUGUACAGGCAAAAACUUCAGCUAAGUAAAAGUGUUCAUUUGUAUUUACCUUCUUUAAAAAAAAAAAAAAAAAAAAAAAAAACUUACAUGUUU